GCUUAAUUAGUUUCACAGCAGCGCUUCCAAGGCGACCAGUAGUACCUCCCUGUCACCUUUCGUGGUGAGUUUGGAGCAGGAACUUCCCAGGGAGAUUUAUAAGGAAGACUCAAGAUAAAGCCAAUAAUAAAUCAACUGAUUAUUCCACCCUCGGAGGAACCUUCAGCCUCAGUACAGCCUACAUGUGACACACACAAGGGUUGAUCAUCUUUUGAAGGAUAUACAAAAACCAAGAGGUGUCAGGUGCUUUGUUUUCUUGAAAAUCCAGUCUAGACUAAAGCCUCAGGCAUUUAGACUGGGAAGGAUGCAGAUUAACAACUUCUGACUAUCAGGACGGUCACUUGGAGUCCUGCUUAGACGUGAACUUGAGGAACAGACCAAUGUUUCCAUUCAGGAAGGAGAACCUACCCUCUCCCAUCCUGGAGGAUUCUUUCUUCCCCUUCUCUUCAUCACACUCUUCCUCCGGUCACCGGAUCAUGGCUCCUACAAUGGGAGCAGAUGAUCUCCUCGCCUCACCUCAGGAUGACAGCAGUCCUACGCUGCUGGAGAAGGACCUGAUCUUGGCUGCUGAAGUGGGCCAAGCUUUGCUGGAGAAAAACGAGGAGCUGGCUACUCAGAUAGAGCAGAUGGAAAGGGAGAUGGAGGCGAUGCAGCAGGAGAAACACGUGCUGCAGCGACGUCUGGAGGUGCGGGACCUCGAGGCAGGUCAGCGGGAAGCAGAACUGCAGGCUGACAUCACAGCGUUGCGUGCGCAGUUGGAUCAAAAACACGUUCAGAGUCGUGACCGGCGUCGUGAGGAGAGUGAGCAACUGACUCAGCUGUCCAGCCACAACCAAAAACUUGUGGAACAGCUGGCAGAGGCAGUGGCCUUAGAGCAUACUUUGCGUACUGAGCUUCGUUCUUUGAGGGAAGAAAUGGAAGAUACAAGUUUUAGCAAAUCCAUAAGCUCUGCUAGACUGGACAGUCUGCAAGCAGAGAACAGGGUUAUGAAAGAGCGCUGUACUCAUAUGGAUGAAAGAUUGAAGUCAGCUCAAGAAGACAACCACCGGCUGAGAUCUGAGAGGGAUGGAUUGAGAGAGAGGGUGACUGAGCUACAGACCAGUCUGAAAGAUAAAGAAACGGAGCUGGAACAGGAGCACAGCACAGUGUUUCAGCUGCGCACGGUCAACCGAACGCUACAGCAAAGGGUUCAAGCCCUGGGAGAAGAGGCCAGUCUGGGGGAGGCUACCUGCUUCCCUAUGUCACUUCAGAGUGAGAUCCAACAGUCUCAGGCGAAAGAAACCAUUUUGGCCCAUUCAGCCAUUUUGCAAGAAAAAGAAGAAGAAAUUCAGAGGUUACAGAAAGAGCUACAGUUUAGAGAAACUGAAUUAGAAGGGCUGAGGGAGGAGGUGAAACCAUUUCGCAACAGUCCUGGCAAACCUACUUACAGUGCCCUGGAAGAGGAGAUCAGUCUGGCCCGACAAGAACGUGAUGCACUCAACCAACAGCUUCUGAACACUAUCAGACACAAGGUGGCACUUUCUCAGGAAGUUGAGUCUUGGCAGGAGGACAUGCGUCUAGUGAUAUGUCAGCAGGUUCAACUACAACAAAAAGAAAAGGAAAACGACAAAGAACGGACAGGCCUUCAAAGAGGCACUCGCACCACCAAGUCACUGCGUUUACGUGGGGAAGAUGGAAGGAAAGGAUUUUUUUCUUCUCUGUUUGGGGGAGACUGACUGGAGAACAAAUAAGAAGGGACAAGAA
Molecule: messenger RNA, 1743 nt
Organism: Carassius auratus (goldfish)
Lineage: Eukaryota; Metazoa; Chordata; Actinopteri; Cypriniformes; Cyprinidae
Gene: bicdl2
Product: BICD family like cargo adaptor 2
Exons: 10
Coding region: 381-1715 (444 amino acids)
Biological process (GO): vesicle transport along microtubule; Golgi to secretory granule transport
Source: RefSeq, a predicted model, not a curated record